This is a messenger RNA of Hydractinia symbiolongicarpus, 2637 nucleotides long. RefSeq lists its product as uncharacterized. The record is from RefSeq and is a predicted model, not a curated record. The transcript has a single exon. Bases 2176 to 2628 code for a protein of 150 amino acids. Lineage: Eukaryota; Metazoa; Cnidaria; Hydrozoa; Anthoathecata; Hydractiniidae.
AAACGAUCAGACAGCGCUCUUUUCUAUCGUAAUAUCGUACCUUUUGCGUAUAUGCAUCGUUCCAGAUUUCCGUGAAACAGUGGACCCAGAAGUACCUGUUUAUGUUGCAGAUUCGAAAACCGAAAGUCGUGUUUACAACCUGAGUGAAAAAGAAGCUCAAGAUUGUGGAACAGUCUCCACAGCGAUAGUUUUAAAAAACUUUGAAAAAUUUUAACGUUAGUUGAUGGAGGUAGAUUGGACGCCAGUACUGCAUCUAGUGCAGUUUCAAACAUUCGAAAUAUCAUGAAAGCUAUGACAACAGAUAACUUGACAGACCUGUUGGACCGGAACAUCAUUAGAAAUGAAUUUCAUGCCAAUUACUGCGAAAAACAAUCGUAUGCACCACUGAGAGUGAAGAAGUAUUUGUUCUUGUUAAUGCACUUUUAUGAUUUCCUUAUCAAUGACGAAAUUACACAGCCAACGACAUUGUCCGGAUGAAGGUAUUUUGUCUUUUUUGUACGGAAGAGUAAAACAGUAUAAUAUGUGGCUAAAAUAAGGCUUGCCUAUAAACUUCGAAAUAUUUAAAAGGAUUUGAGUUAUCAUAUUGUCGCAGUUUCUUUCGGUUAUUAUAUUUUAAAACCAUGUACUGCGUUUGUCUUUUCUACAUAUUUUUUUGUUUUAAUACCAGGUUCGAAUUUCAAAUUAGUGAAAAUCUUACAAUCCGGCGGACAAAGAGCAUGAGGCGCUUAGAUGUGAAGAAAAAAUGGAAGUGCUUCUGACUCCGGAACAAAAAAGUCGUCGAAAAAUGCUCGCAAUGCCAUUAAAUUAUUUGGUGAAUAUGGAUCCGCAACAUGUCCACAGUUGAGUCAGACAGAUUAUUGCUGCAUGCGUGAGUAUCUGCUCAUGCAGAUAUGUUUACAGAACACACAAAGAUCUGGCGCUUGUUCUAAUUUGACUCUGCAAGAGUUUAACAAUGGCUGCUGGGAAGGAGCUAAAUUUUAUCUUCAGCGCCAUAUUUACGAUUACGUGAAAAUUUUUGUGGAUAAUUAAUGCUUCUUGGCAAAAAUCUGAAGUUUACGGCGGCGACAAGCCUGCUCGGAACUUGACAUGCACAAUAUUUAGAAAAUAUCAGCUUCAACAGCGGUCCUAGAGCAUCACACUCAGGGGUCGAAAGACGUGGCUGAUUUACUCCUGCAUUCAGAGAAAACACAAAAAAAAUUUACGAUGUUCGUCGGAGAAAGUUAAGCACAGCAAGAGGGACGAAAUGUGUCGGAAAUUUAUUAAGAUACAAAGCUGUUCAUCCGGAAUCCAAAGACGGAAAUGGUCCGCUGAUGAAAUUAAAGAAGUUGAACAAGUUUUUAACGCGGAAAUUAAGAAAGUGUUUGUGUCUUUGAAACUAGUCGUGGAAAAAGAAAGUUAUGUUAAUUUGUUGUGUGGAAUUCCAAAUCGUAAAAUAUAUGAUAAAGUUCGAUCAUUCAAUCAAACUUUGGGAGAGAUACCAAAAGAAACCUUGGCGGAAAAAAUGACGAUGAUUUCAUUCCGCCCUCUUCUAACGCUACGACGAACAACGAAAAGCUGUUUUUAAAAGAUAAUGCGAGGGUAUUAAAAGUGUUUUGCAAAAACAUAAUUGCCGUUGGUCCAAUCAAUCGCGUACGCAUAAAAGAAACCCUGGAGAAAAGCGAAGAUGGCCGGAAACUGCUUGUUACUUUUAAUAUUUUAAUAUGGUUACUUUUAAUAUGUCAAGUAUGAAAGAAUGUUUAGAAGCCGAAAAUAAUUUUGGUUUUUAUAUUUCAUUUGUGUGAUUGUAGCUGAUGUUUUUUUGGCCGAACUUGUGUCCUACUAAGCAUAAAUGUUAAUUAAGGCAUUGACUUUAUAUAGCUUAAGCGCUUGAACAUUUUCCACCUAUAAAUUUUACGGAUGUUAACCUCGUUCAUCCUUGAUGUUCUGUGAUUUCCGAAGCUUUUCAACAAUAACCACGCCAAUUUAAUUAUGUGUAUUCGAUGCAAAGAUUAGAACAUGCACGUUCGUCUCUUGGUUUUAGUUAAUUUUCAUUCCACAUUUAGCCGUCGAAACUGACAGUGCUUCAUAUUCUACACCGGUGAGUAUUUUAAUGUUACACUUUACUCUUCAAUAUUUAAUUACUUAAAAGGAUUAUUUUUAUCUUUCCAUUAUCCUCAUGUUUUCCUUAAUUUAGAAAUGUCUAACAAAAAAACUACAAAAACAGCUGUCAAUUUCUUAGACCAAUUCGCUAAGGAUUUUAUACGUGGUUAUGGUCCUGCAACCAAAGAAGAAACAGGUUCGGAUGAUGAUUUUCGCAAAAAGUUAAAGUCAUUCACAUGCGAAUGGCUGAACCGACCUAACGUAGCCUUGUCAGAGUUAUCCGAGACAAUUGAGGAAAACUUGCCGUUGCUUGGCGAUAAGAAGCUCAACAACAUGGUAAAAGACCGAAUAUCUAAAGUAAAGGAAUCGUUACAACCCUUUAAUAGAAAAUCUGAACAAGAAAAACCCUCAAAGUCGAACUUGAAAACCGCCUUUCGACCAGGCCAAUUUUUUUUAUAUCAACUCAGUGGAGUGGCGUACCAUUUAAUCUUUAUAUUACACGGGGUGCCCCCACUAUCAUGUCAGAAGCUGGAAAAUUGCGCUAUAUAGUAAGGACGA